AUGGAUAAUAGAGCUGCUCAAUAAAGAAUUGGUUAAAUUAGAUAAUAAAUUGUUCAAGAAAUUGAUGAUAAAGAUUAAAAAUAAGAGUAUGCAUAAUUAUGGGCAGGGUUUUACAAAAAGACAUUACAAUAAAGAUUAGAUUAAUUGAAUAAAAUUUAGAAUGUUAAUGUUGAACAUUUCAAAGAUGGAGGUUUGUCAUUAUAAAAUGCAAAUUUAAUGGUUGAAAAUUGCAUUGGAAAAAUAGGAAUUCCACUAGGAUUAGGAUUAAAUUUUCUAAUAAAUGGUCAAUAUUAUAUAAUACCUAUGGCUAUUGAAGAACCAUCUGUAAUAGCAGCAGCAAGUGCAGCAGCAAAAACUAUUGCAGAAUGUGGAAAUGGAUUUGAAACAUAUUCAACUAGACCAGUUAUGAUGGGUUAAAUGUAAUUGUUAAAUGUUGAUAAUUAUUCAAAGGCAGAAUGUCUGAUAGAUUCAAAUAAAGUAUCAAUAAUAAAUAGAGGAAAUUAAGCAUGUGGAAAUAUGGUAAAAAGAGGAGGCGGAAUUGAAGAUGUUAAAUUAAGAUAAUUAGGAGAAGGUCAAGCUUCUGUAGAUAUAUUUAUUAAUGUUUGUGAUAGUAUGGGUGCCAAUAUAGUUAAUACAGUAUUAGAACAUUUAUCUCCUUUGAUUGAAGAAAUUACUGGGCAUUAAGUUGGUAUAAAGAUAUUAACAAAUUUAUGUUUAAAUAGAAAGGUCACUUCAUUAUUUAGAUUGAACAUUGAAAAAAUGAAUUAUAAGCAUUAUUCAGGAUAAUAAGUAGCUUAAAUGAUUCUAAAUGCAUAUAAAUUUGCUGAAUUAGACUAUUUUAGAGCAGUUACUCAUAAUAAAGGAAUUUUGAAUGGAAUUGAGGCUGUAUGUAAUGCUUCAGGUUAAGAUGGUAGAGCAGUGAAUGCAUCAUUGCAUGGAUAUGCUUGUUUAAAUGGUAAAUAUAAGCCAUUAUCAAAAUAUUGGAUUGAUGGAAAUGAAUUUAUAGGGGAAUUAUCUAUUCCUAUAUCUGUAGGAACUUAGGGAGGAGUUAUUUCUUAAAAUCCUUUAUAUUAAGCAGUCUUAUAGAUUUUAGAAUAUCCUGAUUCCUAAAAGUUAGCUGAAAUUAUGGCAUGUGUUGGAUUGGCCUAAAACUUUGCUGCUUUAAGAGCAUUAACUGUGGNUACUAUUAAUUAGUAUUGA
Paramecium primaurelia is the source of this 1200-nucleotide messenger RNA. The record is from the annotation of a GenBank genome assembly. Lineage: Eukaryota; Ciliophora; Oligohymenophorea; Peniculida; Parameciidae.